Pollicipes pollicipes is the source of this 912-nucleotide messenger RNA. RefSeq names its product steroid 21-hydroxylase-like. The coding region runs from base 1 to 912 and encodes 303 amino acids. NCBI's taxonomy places the organism in Eukaryota, Metazoa, Arthropoda, Thecostraca, Pollicipedomorpha, Pollicipedidae. Gene Ontology annotation, molecular function: monooxygenase activity; oxidoreductase activity, acting on paired donors, with incorporation or reduction of molecular oxygen; heme binding. The transcript is spliced from 4 exons. The record is from RefSeq and is a predicted model, not a curated record.
AUGGCGCUCUCGUUCGGCCUGAAGCGCGGCCUCAUUGUGGCCGAGGCCGAGCGCUGGCGCCGAAACUCCCAGCUGGUCACCGACACGCUGCAGCAGAUGCUGGACACGGGCGAGGUGCGCGACCUCUUCCAGCGGCCGCUGGUGAGCCUCUUCUGGCGGCUCGUCACCGGCCGUCGGCUGCCAGCCGCGCAAGCCGAGCGCCUGGCGGGUCUCCUGCGCGACGAGCUCGCCGCGCUCGGUAACCCGUGGGUCGAAAACCGGGUGCUGCGUAGACUCUUCCCGGAGCGCAGCGGCUGGGCGGCGACGCUACGCUUCCGCGACGAACUGCGGGGCGCCGGCUGGAGCCCGGCCAACGACGAGGACCUCGUCAUGAUCCUGUUCGACUUCCUCAACGGCGGCACCGAGCCUGCGCAGUCCCUGCUGGAGUGGGUACUGCUCUACCUCGUGCGCGUUCCGGAGCAGCAGGCGCUUCGCCUGCCGCACGCAUGCGCCUUCGUCGCCGAGGUGCUUCGGCACGCGUGCCCGGUCGCCUUUGGCAUCCCGCACCGCACCGAGACGCCGCACACUGUGCACGGCUACCGCGUGCCGCGUGACACGGUCAUCAUCUACGGCAUCCUGGCCGGCCACUGGGACGGCACGCUCUGGUCGCAGCCGGAGCAGUUCAGACCGGAGCGCUUCCUGCGCGAGGACGGCGCGUUCGCGGCCGGUGACAAGUUCGUGCCGUACGGGGUCGGCCCGCGCCGCUGCCCCGGCCGGCGGCUCGCCGACGCGCUCGCGCUCGGGGUCGUGACCCGGCUCGUGCGUCAGUUUGAGCUAACACCGCCCGACGGAGCGCCGCCGCCACCCGAGGAGGUGGCCGUCGUGUUGACACGGCGCUGCGGACCGUUCCAAGCGCACUUCCGACCGCGGUGA